UUGAAGGUUGGGCUAUAAAGCCUCUCCCACCCCGUGCUCAGCAUUGUACACUUCUGCAGCCUCCUAUUCAGCUUCCUCUGGGGAACACUGGUAGAAUUAAUAUCACCUACAAGAUGUCUGAUUAUCAGCACAAACAGCCUGUGAGCCUUCCCCCUGUCCUCAGCCAGGAGCAAUGUAAGCAGCCCCUGCCCCAGAUCCCUGUCCCUGUUCCACAGGAACAAGUGAAGCAGCCCACACUAAUACCAGCACCGUGUCCAGUGCCCGAGCAAGUCCAAGAUGUGCAAGAAGAGUGUACAAUUCCUGUGCAAUGUGUUCCUGUUCUAACUCCACAGUUGGAACAGAAAGGAGAGCAGCAAAUGGAACAGACAGACCAUAGACAAAAGCAGCAGCUGGAAGAGCAGCUGGAGCAUAAGCAAGAGCUGCAGACAGAAUAUAAGCAAGAGCAGCAGCUGGAGCAACAGCUGGAAAGUAAGCAAGAGCAGCAGUUGGAAAGUAAGCAAGAGCAACAGUUGGAAAGUAAGCAAGAGCAACAGUUGGAAAGUAAGCAGGAGCAACAGCUGGAAAGUAAGCAAGAGCAGCAGCUGGAGGAGCAGUUAGACCAGCAACUGGAAUAUAAGCAAGAGCAGCAGCUGGAAAAGAAAGAGGAACAGCAGCUGGAGCAGCAAGAAGAACAACUAGAGCAACAGCUGGAAAAGAAAGAGGAGCAGCUGGAGCAGCAGCUAGAACAUAAGCAAGAGCAACAGCUGGAAAAGAAAGAGGAGCAGCAGCUGGAGCAACAGCUGGUGCAGCAGGAAGAACAACUGGAGCAACAGCUGGAAAAGAAAGAAGAACAUCUGGAACAACAGCUGGAUCAGAAAGUAGAGCAGCUGGAGCAGAAGGAAGAACAGAAGCUGGAACAACAGCUGGAGCAGAAGGAAGAUCAAUUGGAGCAGCAACUGGAGCAGCAGCUAGAGCUGCAGCUGGAGCAGAAAGAAGAGGAGCUAAAGCAGCAAUUGCAAUUAGAGGAGAAGGAAGAGCAGCAGCAGCAGCAGCAGCAGCUGGAACCACAACAGGAACCUCAAGGGUGUAUUGAAAUUCCCAUCCCUGUCAAAGAGCCCGAGCUUGUCCCACAGAUUCCAGAGGAACACUUUCCUCCUGUGGAGCAGCAGCAGCAGCAGCACAUUCAGUGUCCCUUCAAACAACAGUAAUUUUCCUCAGCUUCCCCAUUGGGAAUAUCUUCUUUCUACAAAAUGAAGUGUGUGUGUGUGUGUGUGUGUGUGUGUGUGUGUGUGUGUGUGUGUGAGAGAGAGAGGAGAGAGAGAGAGAGAGAGAGAGAGAGAGAGAGACCCCUCAGCCUUACCUCAUGCUUUCUCCAGCCUGGGAGGUCUACCUCAUCCUGUGAAUGUCCAUGAUUCCCUUUCUCUCUCUGUAUUUCUCAUCCAUCUCUAGGACAGGGGGCAGUCACUGAAAGAGGGGAGACCACUCUCUCCCUUGACCUGCCUUCUCCCUCCCCAUCCCAACUCAUCCACACCUUGGGAAUUGAGGCUUUACUCACUGAACUGUAUAACCUUUGUGGUGUCAUAAAUUUUCAUCCUUAAGUUUUGUGUCCUGCUAAGGUGUCUGUGUGACCAUCUCGAUGUGAAUGGGCAUUUGUGCUUCUAGCAAUAAAUCUUGGAAUCCCUGAA
Messenger RNA from Sarcophilus harrisii (Tasmanian devil), 1664 nucleotides. Its product is annotated as involucrin. The transcript is spliced from 2 exons. Bases 114 to 1187 code for a protein of 357 amino acids. NCBI's taxonomy places the organism in Eukaryota, Metazoa, Chordata, Mammalia, Dasyuromorphia, Dasyuridae. The record is from RefSeq and is a predicted model, not a curated record.